AAUGUAUAGCUGAUAGAAAGUUGUAUUAACAGUUUCCCACAAACCAUGUAGGGGACACAGAAAACAUGUGGAAGAAGGUCAUAUAAAUCAAAAUUGGGGCAAAGCAUGGAUCAGCAGAAGAGCACACACAUAUAGAGCCUAUCGUCCUCGACACAUCUGUCUCGGGUUUGAUUCCCAUCCCUGCAUUUACUGCAAGUCUUCCCCUUCUUUCUCUUUCCUUCUUCCUGUCAAGCUACUGAUAAAUAAAGGCCACUAGUGCCAAAAAGAAAUACAUUUAAUAAAAAACAAAAUCGAACUCAAGUGCAAUUUGCCAUCAGUGGGGGAAACUAACACUGGCGCAUGACUAUGAACACACCAUCCGCACAGUUAAACAUGUUGGUGGCACUAUCAUGCUGUGGGAAUGCUUUUCUUAUGCAGGGACAUUGAGGUCUGCCAGGGUAAAAAUGAAAAUGGAUGAAGGUGAACAUAGAAAAAACCUUGGGGGAAAAAGAUGUCAGGGGCUGCAAAAGACUUGAGACUGGUAUGGAUGUUUACCUUCUAGCAGAACAAUAACAUUGACUAUACAGUCUGAGCUAUAGGUGAAUGGUUUAUAUCUGUGGUGUCUGCAGUCAGUCCUCAAGGGCAACCGUCUUCCAUAUUCUGUGUUUUGCCUUGAUUCCAGACAUCUAAAUCAAAUAAAUGGCCAAUUUCCUGGCCUCUGCUGAACUUGAAGAGGUCAUUUAGGUAUUCAACUGAGUUGGAGCAAGGACACAGCUAAAAGAUGCAGGGAACUAUCCUUUGGGGAGGUGGACACCCCUAGUUUAGAUCAAGCAUAUUCGUGUGUUAGAAUGGCCCAGACCUAAAUCCCAACUUUCUACAUCCAAUCCGACUGAGCUGGAGAUUUUUUGUAUAUUAGGGAAAAAUGCCAGUCUAUAGAUGUGCAAAGCUGAUAGACAUACCCCCAAAGACUGUACAUGGACCUUGUAUUGUUCUCCUUUGUAUAAUACCUGAUUUUGUAUUUGUUCUUGAGGUUUAUGAAACUUUUGCAUCUUCUGCAGUUCCAAAUUUUCUGUCCUCCCAUUAUGGUUUCCCAGAUGUUGUCUUCUGUAUAAAUCUGGUCAUUUCUAUGAAACAUGUCAUUAUUUGGGUCAAUGUCUAAAUGGAAACGAAUGUAAUAAAAGCCUUGCGACCAAAAGAGAUGUGGUUUUUGAGAUUAUUUCUGGCAGGUCUGAUUACUUGUAGAUGUUGUUGGCCAUUGUGACAUUUAUAACAUAAAACAGUUUUAAUCAUAUACAAUAUUUCGGGCGUUUGUCCUAUGCCUGAUACUGCAAAUCCGUUUGGUGGAAAUUCUACACAGUGACAUUGUACAUAAAUAUACAGUAACACCAGAGCUGUUGAGUUUCAAAUAUGUUGAAAGUUUGGAUGCACUUGCUGCCAUCUAGCGGCCGAUGAUUGUUGCAACAGUAUCUUGCAAACAAGAUACACCUGUUGAACUGUUGUUUAUAACCGUUUUAAUUAAUGGCUGCAUCCUCACUUUUGUCACAUUCAUAUGAAUAACAGUUUUCAUCCACGGCGAUGGAGAUGCAUGUGAUGAACAUGUGUGUGAAUUUCCCUGAUUAAACUUAAAGUAAUCCUCACUGAUUGGAACAUCAAAGCACCUGAGUAACCUUAGACUGGCUGAAGAGCCAACGGAGAUUUGCGUUUCUUUAAAUUUACCCGCAAUGCGUUCGGGAAUGAAAUGUCGCAAAUACGUCAGAGCUCCCCACAAAAUCUGACUGAAAGUUACCCUGUGACAAAUCUGACUUUAGCUGUCCUCCUGCUCAUUCCCUGUGUUGUCAUUCUCCUCCUGCUGAAUUGCUUCUUUCUGGGCUACAAGAUCUUGGUCCUGUCAAAGAAGACCAGCAGACAGAGGCGAGAAGACACGGAGGAGAUGCUCCUGCGGUCCACCCUGUCGAGACUCAGACUAUCCGACGUGGCCUUUUCCCCGCUGCGGGACGGAAGGGCAGCCUACAUGUCCCUUUCGGAGCCCGUCCUUGCCCAUCCCGUUACUUCUUCAAGAGCGUCGUCCAGAGACGGGGCCGGGCUGACUCACAGGAUCCGGCUGCUGAGGCCCGACGGUGCGACCGCCUCAGGGUCCCUGAGGGCGCCGAGAACCAGGCGUGCAGCGUCCUCCGCGCAGGGCUUCACCCCAAAGCUCCACAUUCUUCCCAGCUCACGGACUUACAGCAUCAGUAAGCCGGACUGGUGUCGGAGUGCACCGGUUGCACUGCAGUCCAGCGAUUCAGAGGCUGAAACCAGAGUCAACUUGGUUCCGCCAAACUCUCCAAUGGAAACGGAGCAUUUGGAUCACAUUCGUCGCAGCAGUACUUUGGAGAGGUUGACAGAAGUGAACGCAGUAACUCUUGUGCAUCCGUACGACAAGCUGGUCAUGGAGUGUGAACACAUCAACCCAACGUCGGAGGCAUCCAGUCUGAAUAUGUCCACUGUGGGUCCUGGACUGGACAGCGAUUUUGGAGCAAGUGCAGGUGUCUCCCUGCGCAUUUUGUCAGCAGAUAGUGACGGGCUGUCCAACGGACUGCUGUCCUCAGCGCUGGAGUGGGAUUAUUAUGAUCCUUGUUACGUCAGACAGAACAAUAUACCCAAACAUGAUCACCACAGGCCUGUGAUGCACACAAAACAGUACUGGGUGUAGUUAAUUGUUGUAUUAAUGUAAGUUUUACAUGGUUAAUCUAAAUGGCAUACCGGUAUGCAUGUUUUAAUUUUGUGUUUUUGUCUUAAAAGUAAUCACUUCAUUUAAACAUGUUUCCUUGUACACCUCACUCUGCCACUAACUCUGUUCAUAAUGUGUUACAUUAACACAUGGCCUUCACUUAAGUUACUAUUGUUUAAUCAGCAUCCUUUAGUCGUCUUUUGAAAAGACUGUCACUAUUUUCAUUGUUUUCACUACUUCUAGUUGUUGAGUUGGCUUUAAGCUUCACACUUUUUUGCUUCACAUAGUUCGUUUCACUGUGAUAGAGGUUGGUAUUCAACAAUUUAUAAAGGCUUAAGAAUUUAAUAAAGAGUUAUAUUUUAAUAAAGUGAUACUAUAGUAUACUAUAUAUGUUUAUUCAGAAACUGCGGUCUAAAGUCCAGUGUGAAAGUUUCACCGUAGGUGAUGAUUUAGAGUGCCAUGUUAUCAACAGUGUUAUCUGAUGUCCACAACCAACGCAGCCAUCUACCAGGACAUUUCUGAGCACUUCAUGAUGCUGAUUUCAUUUUCCGGCAGGACUUGGAAACCUAUCUAGAGUCCCAAAUGUGCCAAAAGCUGGUUUAAUGACCAAGGUGUUGCUGUGCUUUAUUGGCCUCUAUGCCAUGCUGCAUUGAUGCAGUAAUUUAUGCAAAAGGAGCCCCAACCAAGAAUGGAGUGCGUAGAAAUUAACAUACUUCUCAGACGCCUGACAUUUCUGUUUAAAAAAUAAUUUCUUAUUGAUCUUCUGUAAUAUUAUAUCUUAGACACUGGACUUUGGGUUUUCAUUAUCUGUAAGCCAUAAUUAUCAUGAGAAAUAAAGGCUUGAAAUUUUUCACAUUG
Messenger RNA from Girardinichthys multiradiatus, 3547 nucleotides. It is a transcript of the gene hwa, whose product is annotated as huluwa. The transcript is spliced from 3 exons. The coding region runs from base 1718 to 2671 and encodes 317 amino acids. The record is from RefSeq and is a predicted model, not a curated record. Lineage: Eukaryota; Metazoa; Chordata; Actinopteri; Cyprinodontiformes; Goodeidae.